This is a messenger RNA of Loxodonta africana (African savanna elephant), 5035 nucleotides long. RefSeq names its product SPARC (osteonectin), cwcv and kazal like domains proteoglycan 2 (gene SPOCK2). The record is from RefSeq and is a predicted model, not a curated record. The transcript has 10 exons. Gene Ontology annotation, molecular function: protein binding; calcium ion binding; extracellular matrix binding. Bases 16 to 1278 code for a protein of 420 amino acids. Gene Ontology annotation, biological process: anatomical structure development. Lineage: Eukaryota; Metazoa; Chordata; Mammalia; Proboscidea; Elephantidae.
CGAACCCGGACCACGAUGCGCGCCCCGAGCUGCGGGCGGCUGGCGCUGCCGCUGCUUCUCCUUGCCGCGGCCGCCCUGGCAGAAGGCGACGCCAAAGGGCUCAAGGAGGGCGAGACCCCCGGCAAUUUCAUGGAAGACGAGCAAUGGCUGUCGUCCAUCUCGCAGUACAGCGGCAAGAUCAAGCACUGGAACCGCUUCCGAGACGAUGACUACAUCAAGAGCUGGGAGGACAAUCAGCAGGGAGAUGAAGCCCUGGACACCACCAAGGAUCCCUGCCAGAAGGUGAAGUGCAGCCGCCACAAGGUGUGCAUCGCCCAGGGCUACCAGCGGGCCAUGUGCAUCAGCCGCAAGAAGCUGGAGCACAGGAUCAAGCAGCCUACCCUGAAACUCCAUGGAAACAAAGACACUGUCUGCAAGCCCUGUCACAUGGCCCAUCUUGCCUCUGUCUGCGGCUCUGAUGGCCACACUUACAGCUCAGUGUGUAAGCUGGAGCAGCAGGCGUGCCUGAGCAGCAAGCAGCUGGCGGUGAGAUGUGAGGGCCCCUGCCCCUGCCCCACGGAGCAGGCUGCCACCUCCACCACUGAUGGCAAACCAGAGACCUGCACUGGUCAGGACCUGGCAGACCUGGGGGAUCGGUUGCGGGACUGGUUCCAGCUCCUUCACGAGAACUCCAAGCAGAACGGCUCCAGCAGCGGAGCCAGCCCCACCACUGGGUUGGACAAAAGUCUGGGGGCCAGCUGCAAGGACUCCAUUGGCUGGAUGUUCUCCAAGCUGGACACCAGCGCCGACCUCUUCCUGGACCAGACGGAGCUGGCCGCCGUCAACCUGGACAAGUACGAGGUCUGCAUCCGUCCCUUCUUCAACUCCUGCGACACCUACAAGGAUGGCCGGGUCUCCACUGCCGAGUGGUGCUUCUGCUUCUGGAGGGAGAAGCCCCCCUGCCUGGCGGAGCUGGAGCGCAUCCAGAUCCAGGAAGCUGCCAAGAAGAGGCCAGGUGUUUUCAUCCCAAGCUGUGAUGAGGAUGGCUACUACCGGAAGAUGCAGUGUGACCAGAGCAGCGGCGACUGCUGGUGUGUGGACCAGCUGGGCCUGGAGCUGACAGGCAGCCGCAUGCACGGGAGCCCUGACUGUGAUGACAUCGUGGGCUUCUCCGGGGACUUUGGGAGCGGCGUUGGCUGGGAGGACGAGGAGGAGAAGGACACGGAGGAAGCCGGCGAGGAGGCUGAGGAGGAAGAAGGAGAGGCUGGUGAGGCCGAUGACGGAGGCUACAUCUGGUAGAUGUCUGCGGGGAGCCGGGCAGGGUGCUGACGGCUGGGGCAGAUGGGCUGGCAGAGACCUGGACAGAUGCAGGCAGCCUAGUGAACCGAACGGAUCCAGAAAACACGGUGGAAGGACCUGCCUCCAAUGGGGAGACUGGACGUGUGAGUGUGCAUGGCAUGCGUGUGGCAUGUGUGCCUGGGUGCGUGAGUGUGCGUGUGUGUGAGCACAUGUGCGCGGCUUCGGCUGAAAACGUGUCCUUGGCCCACAUUGCUCCUGGCAGAGAGCCACCCAACAACCCCUUUGGUCUCCACAUACUGUUUCCUUUCCAUUAGUUGUUGGUUUCAAAAUACAUACAUUUGUACCCAUACACUCACAAGGCCAAAAUUGAUGAAAUGAGAUGCCCCCAGUCACAGCCCCUAACCAAGCCCAGCUCUACCUGACACCCUGGGGUUCCUUGAUCUGAUUUGUUACGGUGGCUCCACAGUCCUGCCUCCUCCUGUCCAUGCUUGCCCUUCUCCCCCCUCCUCUGAGGUCAAGCUCUGGCCUGAGAGAGUGUCCCGGUUGCAGGGAGUUCUCUGCUGUCUGGGUGUCCUCACAGGCUGGGCCAACGUGGCUGUGACAUCCUCGCCUGCCUCAGAUGAGGCCCGCAAGGACACCCACCCACAGCAAGCCCCUUCCCUGUGCUCGAUUCCCAAGCACUGGAGAAACCUUCCUAUCCCAAGGCAGGGUGACCACAGGUGCCAAGAAAGAGCUAGGGACAGAAGCUGAGAGAUGAGUGGAGGGGAAGGCCUUGCAGAGUGGCUGAGGACCCUCCCAUGAGAGAAGGUGGAGUGGGGUGAGAAGGGGGGGGCAGGUCAGCAGGGGGGGUCCACAGUUGCAGGUACUGGGUGGAGUUUUUAGGAGUGGAGGUGGGGCCAGCCCCAAUGCCACACCCAGGGAUCGCCUGACCCCUCUCUGUGCUAGAGAUUGAUUUGGGGUCUCGGAUGGGGGCACUGGACUGGGGCUGCCCUCUUGGAGGGGAAUGGGCAGGGGUCAUGCAGGUGACGGCUGACUGGCUCCCACAUGGUAUAUCUGUGAGGUGCUGCUCCUCCUUCCGCCCCGUGCUGGGGGUCCCCUUGUUCACUCAAGGGAGUCUGAUGAUCAGAAAUGGCAAGUGAGGGGCCUGGGUCUUGGCUCGGGGGGUUGUGUGUGUCUAUUCCUCCCUGACCCCUUAACUAAAUGCACCUGCCCUCCCAGACCCACAAGAAGGGCUGUCCCUGAGACCCCUUAGCAGAGCAGCUGAGAGCUGCAGCCUUCCUGCUCUGGAGCCCCUGCUGUUCCUCCAUCUUCCCCUUCCUCAAGGGAGAGACUCCAGUGGCCAUUGCCAGCCCCCUCCUCUCAGCCCUUGGGGUCUUCCUCUCUCCCCUCUGAGGCUCCCUAGGACUGCUCUAGUGAUGGGCUUCCCCAGCUCUGUUCUGAAUCUGUGUAGUGUUUGGGAGCAGUGACAGGUUAGAGGGGGCAGGACUGAGGAAAGCUGGGCUCUGAAGCCACACCUCACUGUUCCCCCAAAUCUCCUUACCAGGUGGGAGCCAGGUUUGAUGAGAAGGAGCCCCUUUUUUUUUUUCUUAUAUGUCCAGCUGUCCCUGUUGAGGCAAAUUCCUGAACAACUUUGGCAAAAGAUUUCUUACCCAGACUUGGGCCCCUGAUACCUUCUGGGGUAGUGAGCACUGUGAGUGUGUGUGUGUGUGUGUGUAAGUUUGCGUGUGUGCAUGUGUGCGGGCCAUGUGUAUGUGCGUGCCUGGGGGCUAUCCUGAGUGGCCUAUGCGUGUGUGGUGGGACACCCUGUAGGCUGGUGAGUGGCUGUGCCGGUGGGGUAUGGGAUGUGGGGGUCAGUGUGACGAGGCUCCUGAGCAAGAAUCACAGCCUGGCUCCCCCAAGCAUCUCCCAGCCUCCGCCAGCACCUACGGGACUUCGCGGAAGACCCUCACCCUGUCCGCCCCUUGAUCCACCCUGGAGUCAACAGCUUCCCAGUCCUCUUUUGGGGGAAAUUAUGCAGGUCCACUUAGCCCUGUAAACUGCUUGUCAUUCCGCAGCACAGUUCUGACCCCCACGGUGUCGCGCUGUCCCAGACCCCCCACAGCCCCCCUGCCCCCCUCCUCGCCCCUCCCCUGUCCUCGGGCUUCCCUCCCGCGGCCCCAGGCUCGUCCAGGGAAACCUGUUUCACGUCAGCCCUCCGCUCUCUGGAGCAGCCCGCUCCACUGCCACUACCGGAGCUACUUGAAACCUCCUGCUCUCGCUAGGAUCGGAGUCUGCCUGUCUCUUCCCUCUGCCCUACUUGGACUUACUAGCACUGUUCUCGGAGCAGCUGCUGAGAAUGGUGGGGAGCCUGGGUGGGGAGAAGUGCAGAGACAGGGCACGCCCGUGCUCUCACUGCCCCCCACCCCGGGGCGCAUGUGCUCUGGCUGGCUCCGGGUCUUCUGGUUGUGCACGUUUCUAUGACCUCCUAUGACCUUGUAAAUAUGUGUUAGGAAGAAUGCGAAAGGCACUGAACUAGACCCUGGUGGGGCAGCUCGCCCCAUCUCUGGAUUCCCAUUUUGCUCUCCCCCAGCUCUGAGACUGAGGCCACCCCAAAGGUAGACACAAACAGCUAUUCAUCCAAGUCACUUUUUGGCUGAGAGCUUGAGGUGUCCUCAUAAAGAAAGUUCCAGGUCAGUUCUUCCUCAGCAAGUGGGUUCAUGCCCUUGACCUCGCUGCCAGCCCCCACCCCUCCAUGCUCCCUACACAGAUGCCCUCUGUGAGGCAGGCAGGGGAAGUAGGCUGCAUGGAACAGAACCCAACCAAAUCCUACUGAACAGUUUCUUGGCUGGCCCUGACCUGCCCCUGGUUGCCCCAGGCCUCCCUGGCCCACAGGUGCUGGGAGAGGUGGGCGUGUCUAAGAGUCUGGUUGGGGUUGAGAAAAUAAAUGUGCCUUGAGGGACCACUCAGAGAGAGCCCAAGGGUGCCAGGGAAGGAGUAGUGGCAAGAGAGCUCAGGAGGACAGAGGAGGGAGGUGAAGCUGAUGAUGGCAUGAGGGACAUUGUGCCUGACCCGUGUCGCAACGGUGGACAUGCUCUUCCCCCCCAUUCUGCCCUUCAUGAUCUCCGCCUGCUUCCAACUUCACCUCUGAGUGGGACCCAUUGGUAUCAACAUCAGAACCCUCCAUUUCACCAAAGCUCUGAGCCCUCAGCCCUUCAGGAGGAGGCAUGGCUGACCUUUGACCCUUGGAGUCAUUGUCAGGCUGUGGGCAGGCAGGGGUCAAAGGGAAGAGACACUAGGGGUGCAAAACAAGACGGGAGACAUCCCAAGGAAGUCCCAAGCAGAGCAAGCUGCUUUCUAGCCUGAAGCCUACUUAAACUGUGUCAUGUGCAAUAACUGAGCUUAGAGUUAAGAAUUGUGUUCACGUGCUUGGAUUUCCGUCUGUAUAUUUAAGUGCUGAAAUAGUAUCUUUCAGUAAUUUUAGAUGUUUAAAAAAAAUUGAAGAACAAACUGUUAGACCGUGUGUGUGCAUUGAUGGGCAUUCAAGCAUCCUAUGGAUCACCUGACCCUCUCCUUUUUCCCCUGCGCCCCCUCCUCACGCUCCAUCCACGCCUCCACUUGGGGCCCCUGCCUCGUGUUGUCUUAUCUGCCUAUUACUCAGCCUAAGGAAACAAGUACACUCCACACAUGCAUAAAAGAAGUCAAAUGUUAUUUUUAAGAAAACAGAAAAUAAAAACUUUAUAAACACCACCUGCUGGCAAAAUUCUGCUUUUUCUUCCCC